AUGCCAGGGUUUUUGGGAUGGAAGUCGUCAUCGCGAGUGGGAAGGUUUGUAUUACUCGUUACUGGAACGGUACUAGCCCUUGCUUUGAUUCAGGGAGUAGCCUUAAUAUCUCAACCGAUCACUGUCCAUGUUAAUACGCCGUCUAUAAAUCAUGAGAGCCUACAGAGUUCUCCCAGCACGACUCCGAUUGACACCACCUCGCCAAUUGUCACGGAACCUGCAGAAGUCUCUCAAAAGCCAAAUUACGCCUUUGCAACAAUAAUCACUGGAGAAGGGGACACUGAGACGGAGGUCAAAGAUGCCUAUUUCACCGCAACACGACUACUCACCUAUCAACUUUUAUACAGCCCUCAAACGAAGUCGCGAUCAGGCCAUAUUCCCUUUCUUGUCCUAGUUACGAAGGAAGUACCCCAAGAGCAACGGGACAUUCUCACAAAGGAGGGUGCUACGGUCAUUCCAGCUGAAACCCUUGAAAGGGAAUGGAUCCACCCAAAAUGGAGUCGCUGGAUCGAUGUUCUUGCGAAGUUGAACUUGUGGAGGCUUACUGAAUUCGAAAAGAUCGCGUUUAUGGAUGCCGACAGUAUUAUCCUCCAUCCUUUAGAUGAUAUCUUCACCGAUCCCACCACGGAUAUCCAGCAAACCGUCCCCCCUCGAGAAGGUGUGGAUGAUAACAUGAACAUUACUGUUCCUCUGCCUGAAACAUACCUCCUCUCCGGUAUUCAUGAUCGGUGGGUAGAGAUGGCACUACCCCCAGUUCCUGGAAAAGAGUUUUAUGUGGCAAACAAUUAUAUGAAUGCAGGCUUCUUCGUCUGUUCACCCUCCGAGCUACUCUUCAACUACUAUGUUUCCCUUCUCGAUACGCCGGACCGAUUCGAUGCGUCAUACCCGGAGCAAAAUCUUUUGAACUUCGCUCAUAAAACAGACAGCCGCAUGCCUUGGCGUGAAUUGGGACCUGGGUGGAAUCAUAAACCGAUAGCUGUUAGUAAGGAUGAUCUGGAGAACUUCAAGUCUCUUCAUCAGAAAUGGUGGCGCCCGAUCGCUGAUAAGGAUGCUGCUGAGUAUAUUCGGAAUACAGUACAAGAGAUGGAAGACUUCUUCCAACACAGGACAAUAUGA
This is a messenger RNA of Aspergillus oryzae RIB40, 1116 nucleotides long. RefSeq names its product putative glycosyl transferase family 8 family. The record is from RefSeq and is a predicted model, not a curated record. Gene Ontology annotation, biological process: protein N-linked glycosylation. The transcript has a single exon. Lineage: Eukaryota; Fungi; Ascomycota; Eurotiomycetes; Eurotiales; Aspergillaceae. Bases 1 to 1116 code for a protein of 371 amino acids. Gene Ontology annotation, molecular function: glycosyltransferase activity.